Messenger RNA from Dendrobium catenatum, 1850 nucleotides. RefSeq names its product nuclear envelope-associated protein 2. The record is from RefSeq and is a predicted model, not a curated record. NCBI's taxonomy places the organism in Eukaryota, Viridiplantae, Streptophyta, Magnoliopsida, Asparagales, Orchidaceae. The coding region runs from base 637 to 1665 and encodes 342 amino acids. The transcript has 6 exons.
AUAAAAAGAGGCAGCAAAAUAUUUUCUUCGUUCAUCGAAUCUGAAAAUUCUCUCCCUUAUAGCUUCUACAUGAAUCGAACCCCUCUACACAGCACACGCAAUUUCCUCCUGCUCAGAAAACCCUUAUUGCCUCUUUUGAUCGCUUAACUGUUUAUCCUGAUGUUUUUGGAGCUUGAAGUGGAGUUGCCAGAUUUUAACUGAAUGUUCGUGAGGUGCUUUGAUUCGUCUGGUUUUCUGGUGGUCCUGAGCAAGCUAGGCAGGAUAAAAAAUCGAUCUCUUUGGAGGAGAGAGAAAGAUAGUCGUGAAAUUUUGAUUAAAAUUCUCUUUGGGCUUGAGGUGAAGCCUACUAGGGUUCCUGAAGUGUACAGGAGGAGACAGCGGCUCCUUUUGUUUUUCUGCGUGACACGCUUUAGAGCGUUUUGAGAGGAUGCCAGAGUUGGCCUGCGAAUGACAUAAUUCAGAUAAAACUUCUGCUGCUUUGAUGUUGACACUUAUGGGUCAAAAGGGUUUUAUUCCGUAAAAUGUUAAUUAAGGAGAAGUUCUUUGAUUUAGAGGAGUGAUGUUUGUUUCUCUUCAGGGAAGAAAUUAUUGUGCCUUCAUCUGAUUUACAAUUGAGUUUCCUUUUUUUUACUUGUGAUGCUGGAGAGCAAGAAAGCAGUUUCAUCUUCUUCAUCCCUGGAAUUGGAUCCAUUAUUGAAGGAUCUUAACGAAAAGAAACUUAGUUUUAGAAGGAAUGUUGUCUCUUUGGCAGCAGAGCUCAAGGAUGUUCGGAAUCGUUUGGCAUCACAAGAGGAAUCGUUUAUCCAAGAGGCACAAUCAAGACAGUUAGCAGAAGCAAAAGCUAGGAAUUUGGAAGAGGAGAUUGUUACUCUGCAGAAUUGUUUAAAUGAGAGAGAUUACCGGUUGAAGGCAUCUUCCUCGAACAGUGAACAGUACCUGAGGGAGUUGGAUGAUUUAAGAUCAAAGCUUUUUGUUACCCAUGCUACAGCUGAGGCUAGUGCUGCAUCAGCUCAAUCUGCCCAGUCCCAGUGUUUAUCCUUGCUAAAAGAAUUAGAUGAGAAAAAUAGCUGCAUAAAAGAAAAUGAAAUACGUGUCAAUAGCUUAGGGGAGCAAUUAGAUCAACUGCAAAGGAAUCUCCAAGAAAGAGAGCUGUCUCAAAAACAAUUAAAAGAACAUGUCUUGAAAAUGGAGAAUGAGAUCCAGUGUGCUGUUGCAAAAGCUGGAGAUAUCAGAGAUUGUGAGCUGCGGAACAUUUUAGAAGAACUAUCUAUACGAAAUUAUGAUAAAAUAAAUAAACUUUUAAUUGCCAAGGAUGAUGAGAUUUCUCGAUUGAGGGAUGAGAUCCGUUUCUUGUCUGCACAAUGGAAACACAAAACAAAAGAACUCGAAUCACAGCUUGAAAAGCAUAGGAGAGCUGACCAGGAACUAAAGAAGAAAGUCCUGAAGCUAGAGUUUUGUCUCCAAGAAACAAGAUCUCAGAUGCGGAAGCUUCAAAGGAUGGGAGAGAAGCGCGACAUGGCACUCAGGGAGCUUAGAGAACAAAUUGCAUUAAGGCAACAGAAGGUAAAGAAUUCAAAUGAGAAACAAAACUUCUGGGAGAGUCCCAUGUUCAAGGUUUUUGUCUCUAUGUCAAUGUUAGUUUUGGUUGCCGUUGCAAAACGUUAGAUCGUUUUACCCCUCUAUGAACUGUAGAAUGUAGUUAUCAUGUACUAUGUAGCCUUCCUAGUAUCUUUUUUGUCUGCUUAAAAUUAUUUCUUUUGAGAUAUAUUAGAACAUAUGUACUCUUCUAUCUAUUGCGUUUAUUUUUAUGGUGUAGUUGGCAGAAAGGGGUGGAGUCAUGAUUAUUCUAA